This is a messenger RNA of Pristis pectinata (smalltooth sawfish), 3327 nucleotides long. Its product is annotated as interleukin-4 receptor subunit alpha-like. The record is from RefSeq and is a predicted model, not a curated record. The transcript has 10 exons. Gene Ontology annotation, biological process: production of molecular mediator involved in inflammatory response; cytokine-mediated signaling pathway. Lineage: Eukaryota; Metazoa; Chordata; Chondrichthyes; Rhinopristiformes; Pristidae. The coding region runs from base 288 to 1958 and encodes 556 amino acids. Gene Ontology annotation, cellular component: membrane; external side of plasma membrane. Gene Ontology annotation, molecular function: cytokine receptor activity; protein binding.
UCGAACUGUCAAAAUGGAAGUGAAUUUCAAACCUACUCACUGGCUUUCGGGAAGUUCCCAUAAAUGUCUUUAACUCCUGAAGAUCCACCCCUGCGCUGCUCUGACUGAACUGUGCCGCUCUGCACUCUCGGGGAGCCACACAAAGGGUUAAAUCUCCGGGCCAGCAACGCAAUGCAUUGACUCAAGUGUCUGUGCGGCUUGGCACGGCAGAGAGGGGGAAGUCGGAUGGCCAGCUGCCUGCACAUCACCUGACUUACUGCUGCCUUACACAAUCUAGAGGGUCAGGAAUGGUGAUCUGGUGCCUUUUAAUCAUUGCCUUCUGGCUCUGUCAAGGCCGCAAUGCCCAGCAGUCAGAGCAACUGGAGUGCUUCAAUGACUACCUCCAGGAAGUGACCUGCAGCUGGCCUGCCAAGCCAGACACCAACUGUUCAACUGAUUACAUUCUGUGGUAUCAGAUCUUGCUUUCCUCAAUGAACUUUCUUAACAUCACAGAUAUUGAUAGUCUUCCAGGAUCAGUUUGUCAAUGCAAGAUCAGGAAGCAAGAUUUGACGUAUAGUACUGAACACAAGAUCAAGGUGUACUACAAUAAAAGUGAGAUCUUCUCCAAAGCUUUCAGUGCUCCACAAACUAUCAAGCCUUUAGCUCCCUAUCACCUCUCAAUCAACACUUCGAAAGACAAACAGGCAUUUUUGGUCUGGGUGGAUGAGUACACCGAUGAAUCCAUUGGAGAUUAUAUCGAGUAUGAAGUUGCCUAUAUGAAGACAGGAGGAAAUUGGAAGAAGUUCAGUAAAACCAGUCAGAAAAUGUUGGCGCUAAAUACACUGCUGGAGCCAGGAUACACCUACCACAUGAAGGUCCACUCUAAACCAACAAAGAGCUACAGCGGCAUAUGGAGUGACUGGAGCCCUGAGUGCCAGUGGAGUUACGAAUCCUCAGAAUGGAUUUCACCCACACUUAUUGUCCUUGUGUGCAUCUUCAUCCCACUGCCAGUGGCGCUCUGCUUCUAUGCAUUCCAGUUAGCAAAGAAGUUCUGGUGGGAGAAAAUUCCCUCGCCUCUGAAGAGCUCGGUGUCCAAGCAAAUUUUCAACAAACCGCAGAUAAAUGGAUUCAUUUUCAGUGAAAAUAAGAUUGAUGACUGCAAAGUGGAGAAGAUCUCAUGCAUGACAGAAGUAUCACGGGAGAGGGCCAAGGUUGAAGAUACCACUGAGCAGCUUGGUAAAGACAGCUUCACGUUCCCUGCCUUCCCACACUGGAUGAAGGAGACCAAGCACGAUGAGAAGACUCCCUUUCCAGGCUUCGGCUUCCCGGUGCUGAUGGACUUCCCAUCUCUUUUCCCGCUGCCCAUUGAGGAUUUAUCGCUGGUUCCCUCAGAUGCUCCAGGUUAUUCCUUAUUCAACGGUGUAGCCAAGGACCAAUGGGUCGAUGAGGGAGAUGGCUACCAUCCCUUCACCGGCAAUGAAGAGGGAAGCCUCCCACUGACACUGUCCACCUACUCCUUGAGCCCAGGGCCCGGCAGGGAGGCAACUCGAUCAUCCGAGCAAGUUGGCUACCAGACCUUUAACAGCUGUGUAUCCAAGCCCUGGGCCACAGUAUCUGAAGGGGGAUGGGACCCUGGAGAGCAGAGCUCAGAAGCACUGCUGAUGCCUCUGGAGCCAAAUCACAUUGAGUCAUCUGAAUACAUGGCUGCCAGCGACCAGACAUUCACAGCAAGUGGCAAGGGGUUGCCCAGCUGGGAAAGAAGUGGUGAUCACAGCACUUCACACAAUUUCACUCCAGCCUCUGGGACUGACUUCCUGUUGUGUCCCUUCCCACUGUUUCCCGAAAGCCUACCAUCCACAACCUUUCCGCCGAGUGUUCCAGGAAAGCUAGAGUUUCAAGAACCCCCUUCCAUCCACUGGGGGCCAGGCAUGUCACUGAGCCUGGCUCCUUCUCUCUACCCUCCUGGAAAAGUUACCUGAAACCAGAGCCCGGCCAGCGGCCAGUGUCGGACAUGGUGAACGAGUCUCGUAGGAUUUAGGGUACAAGUUAACUAAUGAAGCUAUAAUCAGAAUAAUUAGAGUAUAUUUGCAUGUUUCUGGCUUAGAGUUAGACAUGUAAACUACCAAAAGGGUAAUGAGGGCUGAAUAUGGAGGGACAAAAUUCUUUACAACAUAGGAGGCCAUUCAGCCUGUAAAGUCCACGCCAGCUCAGAGAGCAAUCCCAGUCCCCCUCUCAUACUACCACCCACCUACAGCUAGGGUCAUUUGCAGCAGCCAGUUUAACCUUUGCGUCUUUGAAAUGCGGGAGGAAACCAGAGCACCCCCACACAGUCAAGGGGUCAACAUGCAAACUCCACACAAAAGCGCCAGAGAUCGGGAUUGAAUCCAAGUUGCUGGAGCUGUGUGGCAGCAGCUCUACUGGCUGCAGCACUGUGCCUCCCAAAAUUAUUAAAGAAAUACACUGCCUGUUUGUUGAUUUAAAAACAAGAGUAUUGCACACCUAGUCCUAAAGUCAGUCAAUCGCUUCUUUAUAGGGGUGUGUCACAAGGAGAUAGACUCUUACACGUUAAUAAAAGGCAAGUACUGACAGGCACAGACUGAGUCUCUGUAUUCAGAGAAAUUGCUAUACUUGAUAAGAGAAUAGACAAUGUGGGUAAAAGGCAAGCUGUCCUCCCAGGGACAACCUGAGAGCUACAAUUUGGUCUGCCUUAUCCAUCAGAGGGAAGAGACAAUUUUACGGGCAAGAAGAGCAGAGCUGCUAAAGCAGGUCACACCUAUAUAAUUAUUAUUUCGGUCUAACAGGUGACCAACAUGAGUAAAGCAAUAUGGGUUUAAGAAUAGUGAGCCAGCUGGGACUGCUGAAUGGAGAGGGGUGGGGGAGAUCAAAUAGUGGCUGAGAAGAUGAUAAUGGGAAGGAGAAGAGAAAGUACUCUCUGGCCAUUCAAAUCACCUUUGGCCAGUAACCUUGUUUACUCAAAGCCAUUCCCAUUUCUAAAUUAAGUAAAUAUGUUGCAAAUUAUCUGCUAAUCAGUCAUGCUGAAGCCAAAUUCCAUGCAAACAGCUUGCAUUUAAUAUUGAAGACAGCAGUCUCAACAGGAAAGACUGGGAACUGUGUUGCCUGAAAUAUUGUGAGGAUGGUGAACCAUCUAAGAGAUACGAUGCUCUGCAAGGAACUGUCUUUACUCAACAGGAGAGGGAACCCUUGAGUCAAAUAAUCACAUUGUAAAAAUUAAAAAUCUUUAAAAGACGCAAUAAUAUUGGAAAGAGUUGUUAUCUGCUUUUUAUAAAUGUACUUUUCUCUAAAAUGUUCAUUCUGGAUCUUAAAACAAUAAAGGGAGAGUUUACCAUG